Lottia gigantea (owl limpet) is the source of this 891-nucleotide messenger RNA. RefSeq lists its product as hypothetical. The record is from RefSeq and is a predicted model, not a curated record. Bases 1 to 891 code for a protein of 296 amino acids. The transcript has 3 exons. NCBI's taxonomy places the organism in Eukaryota, Metazoa, Mollusca, Gastropoda, Lottiidae.
AUGGAGAAAGAAUCUGAUUGUGGUGAAUUUAACGUAAUUUCUACAGCCGAGGAACAAGUUAAAGAGGAAGUGAAAUCGGUUGUGGUUGAAAGGUUUCAAACGCAAGUAUCUCAGUUUGAAAUAGACACUUUAAUACAUUCACAAACAAAUGCUAAUACCAGAAAGAAUACUAAAUGGUCACUAAAUAUAUUUAAUGAAUGGCGGAAAUGUCGAUCGAAGGGUGAUAAUGAUAUACCUGAAUUGCAAGAUAUGACAGCAGAAGAAUUAGAUUAUUGGUUACAGCGAUUUAUUGUAGAAUUGCGUAAAAUGAACGGAGAUGAGUAUUCCCCUAAAUCAGUUUAUUAUAUCAUUUGUGGGCUUAUGAGACACUUGAAGGACCAUAAUAUUUCCAUUAACAUUCUGGAGGAAGCUGAUACACGUUUUCUGUUAACCAGAAAGGUGUUAGAUGCCAAGAUGAAGGAAUUAGUAAGCCAAGGAGUCGGUUGUAAACCGAAAACAGCUGACCCCGUAUCAAACGAAGAUGAGUAUAAGUUGUGGAAUUCUGGUGUCUUUGGUUUUACCAACUCAACGAGUUUACAGUACACAGUAUUUUUUUACGCAUGUAAACUGUUUGGACUACGAGGAAGAGAUGAGCACCGCCAUUUAGAAGCUGACCAGUUUGAAUUGGGUCAAAGAUGUUUAUGUACAGUAUUUAAAACCUAUUUAGACGCGAUAGAAUCCGGAAUGUUUUAUAGAAAGCCAUUACAGAAUGGCAUAAGAUACGGAAAGCAGCCUGUUGGGAUUAAUAAAUUAGGUAAUUUCAUUAAUGAAAUGUGUCAACAAGCUGGUUUAGUCGGACAUUACACUAACCACUCCGGCAGCGAAAUCGGCUUCUAUGAAUUUCCCACAUAA